UAAAAUUUUUUCGAAAAAUCAGUCAUAUUAUUAAUUAGUGCCUUUAAGUGUUAUUUUGUUUAGAUCUCGAUAAUUCAUAAUGAACAACGUUAAACGAUUGCCCCACGAUCAAUAUUUUGAAAAGGAUGUGGUCAUAUCGGAAGUUGAUCUUGGACAACCCUGUGAAGAAUGUAGUGACUGCCCAGGAUACUCUCCGCAUUCUUGGAGAAAAACAUGUAGCGGUUGUAAAUGUCCACGUGAUGCGCAUACAGUAUUUCUGGAUGAAUUGCAAAAUGUUAGCGAACGGUUGGGAUUCAAAUCAAAUUCUGGACAUUUAUCACAAGGUGUUAUACAAAAUAGUGUGGAUCCAUCGGUGUUCCAUUAUUCAUGGGCUCCACCUGGUUUAAAUACUCUAUCCAAAAUAGACGAGUUCUUCUCGGAUUUUCCACCAGAGAAAGUACCACGUAUCGGUACACCCGGUGAACGUUAUCGUGAUAAGCAAUUAUUAGCGCAACUUCCUAAGCAAGAUCUCGCAUUAACGUAUUGUAAGCAUGUGUCAUCUGAACAUCAUAAUAGCUACGAAGAUUUUGUCUCGGCGCGAAAUGAAAUUGCCCUUGAUAUAGGAUAUGUAAUGAAUGUACCUCAACGAGGUAUAAGUGAAUGUUACGAAUGUCAAGAAGUCAUAUCACCAGGACGACAAUGUGUUGUUUCACCACGAUUUGGUUGUGUGGAUGCAUUAAAUGGGGGCGAAAAGAUUGGGGACAGAUCACCUACUGCCUCCACUAACAUGAUUUCAUCACGUGUUUGGCAUCCAGCAUGCUUUAAAUGUAAGCAAUGUAAAGAACCACUUGUGGAUUUAGCACAUUGUGUUCAUGACGGUGCCAUCUAUUGUGAACGACAUUAUGCUGAAUUAUUAAAACCUCGAUGUGCUGCUUGUGACGAGUUAAUUUUCAGUGGGGAGUACACAAAAGCCAUGAACAAAGAUUGGCACGGAACCCAUUUCUGCUGUUGGCAAUGCGAUGAAUCUUUAACUGGUCAACGAUAUGUUCUACGUGAUGACCAUCCAUACUGCGUUGCUUGCUACGAAAGUGUUUUUGCUAAUGCUUGCGAAGAAUGUAGCAAAACUAUUGGAAUUGAUUCAAAGGAUUUGUCAUACAAAGACAAACAUUGGCAUGAGGCAUGUUUCUUAUGCAGCAAAUGUCGCGUGUCAUUGGUUGACAAACAAUUUGGAUCCAAAUUGGAUAAAAUCUAUUGUGGUAACUGCUACGAUGCCCAAUUUGCAUCACGUUGUGAUGGCUGCGGUGAAAUCUUCCGUGCCGGUACCAAGAAAAUGGAAUACAAAACUAGACAAUGGCAUGAAAAAUGUUUCUGUUGUUGUGUAUGCAAAACUGCAAUUGGUACAAAGAGUUUCAUACCACGUGAACAAGAAAUCUACUGUGCCCAAUGCUAUGAAGAGAAAUUCGCUACACGGUGUGUUAAGUGUAACAAGAUUAUCACCAGCGGUGGGGUGACUUACAAGAACGAACCAUGGCACAGAGAAUGUUUCACUUGCUAUAAGUGUAAUACAAGUUUGGCUGGUCAACGAUUUACAUCACGUGACGAUAAGCCAUAUUGUGCUGAAUGUUUUGGUGAAUUAUUUGCCAAACGUUGUACUGCAUGCUCUAAGCCAAUCACUGGAAUUGGUGGAACCCGAUUCAUUUCAUUUGAAGAACGUCAUUGGCAUAACGAUUGUUUUGUUUGCGCCAGUUGUAACACCAGUUUAGUAGGUCAUGGAUUUAUUACCGAUGACACAGAUAUUAUUUGCCCUGAAUGCGCUAAAAAGAAGUUAAUGUAAAUAAUUUUUUAAGAUCAAUUGAAACAAAUUCAACAGCGCAUUCAUUUUAAAGGUAUUUUUGUAUAUCAUCUCUACUAUAGCAAUAAAUAUCUAAUUUAUAAAAACAAAAUACCUCUAAAAUAUAUAUCAUCUUACACUAUGACGUUAAUAUGACGUAAUUUAUACAUAUACAUACACACGUAUACUAUACAUACACACAUUAUACACUAAACACAAACAAACUA
Molecule: messenger RNA, 2037 nt
Organism: Chrysoperla carnea
Lineage: Eukaryota; Metazoa; Arthropoda; Insecta; Neuroptera; Chrysopidae
Product: four and a half LIM domains protein 2-like
Exons: 11
Coding region: 80-1813 (577 amino acids)
Cellular component (GO): Z disc; nucleus
Molecular function (GO): zinc ion binding; transcription coregulator activity
Source: RefSeq, a predicted model, not a curated record